Molecule: messenger RNA, 1588 nt
Organism: Sapajus apella (tufted capuchin)
Lineage: Eukaryota; Metazoa; Chordata; Mammalia; Primates; Cebidae
Product: cytosolic carboxypeptidase 1-like
Exons: 10
Coding region: 165-1292 (375 amino acids)
Source: RefSeq, a predicted model, not a curated record
AUGUUCUCUUUUUGUUUCUGAUGUUAUUUUGUGUUGCUUAUAAUGAAAAUUUUCCAUUGUAUGGCUUCUGUGAUAUCUAAUGUAUAGAGAAAAGAGUUACAAGUUUUUAAUUCUUAACAUUUUUCUUUUAGAUUAUCUGCAAUUAUGAAAUGAAGUAACUCAAGAUGAGCAAGUUAAAAGUGAUACCAGAGAAAAGCCUUACCAAUAAUUCUAGGAUUGUGGGACUCCUGGCUCAGCUGGAGAAGAUCAAUGCUGAAUCCUCAGAAUCAGAUGCUGCCCGAUAUGUUACAUCAAAAAUUCUUCAUCUGGCUCAGAGUCAGGAAAAAACGAGGAGAGAAAUGACAGCCAAAGGUUCUACAGGAAUGGAAAUUCUGCUGUCAACAUUAGAGAACACUAAAGAUCUUCAAACUACACUUAAUAUCUUAAGCAUUCUUGUUGAGCUGGUAUCAGCUGGUGGAGGUCGAAGAGUGAGUUUUUUAGUCACCAAAGGUGGUUCACAAAUAUUGUUGCAGUUACUUAUGAAUGCCAGCAAAGAAUCUCCCCCACAUGAAGAAUUAAUGGUACAGAUUCAUUCUAUUCUUGCAAAGAUUGGACCAAAAGAUAAAAAAUUUGGAGUAAAAGCUAGAAUUAAUGGGGCUCUGAACAUAACCCUGAAUUUGGUCAAACAGAAUUUACAGAAUCAUCGCUUGGUGCUACCUUGCCUUCAGCUUCUACGAGUAUAUUCUGCCAACUCUGUGAAUUCAGUAUCCUUAGGGAAAAAUGGAGUUGUGGAACUGAUGUUUAAAAUCAUUGGACCAUUUAGUAAGAAGAAUUCCAGUCUUAUAAAGGUUGCUUUAGACACUCUUGCUGCAUUGCUAAAAUCAAAAACAAAUGCCAGGAGAGCUGUAGACAGAGGAUAUGUCCAAGUGCUUUUAACAAUUUAUGUAGAUUGGCACCGCCAUGAUAAUCGGCAUAGAAACAUGCUCAUUCGAAAAGGAAUUUUACAGAGUUUAAAAAGUGUUACAAACAUCAAGUUGGGAAGAAAAGCAUUUAUUGAUGCCAAUGGGAUGAAAAUUCUGUAUAACACUUCACAAGAAUGUCUAGCAGUGAGGACUCUUGAUCCUCUUGUCAAUACCUCCAGUCUGAUAAUGAGGAAGUGUUUCCCAAAAAAUCGACUGCCACUCCCAACGAUUAAAAGUUCUUUUCAUUUCCAGUUGCCUGUUAUUCCUGUGACUGGUCCUGUGGCUCAGCUCUACAGCUUACCCCCGGAAGGUAGGAUCACAGGGUCACGGCUGCUUUUUGCGGGUUCUUAGAACUAUGUGACCCUGUCAUUUUUCUUUUAACUAAUGUCUAACUCCUCAGCAAAGGAAGGCCUUAGUGAACAUGAUACACAUUCACAUUUUAUUUUACUUAAGUAUUUCUUUAAAUAUAAGAAAUUGGAGGCUAGUAAUUAAGUGAGGUAGUGUGGGAUAUGUUGUAUAUAUGUAAGUGUGAAUUGUGAAAUAAUUAAGCUUCAUAUGGGAAAGUUAUUUUUGAUAGCUUAUGUACUUUUUUUUUUGUCUUUUUUUUGAGACAGAGUCUUGUUCUGUUACCCAGGCUGGAAUGCAGU